This is a messenger RNA of Cladophialophora bantiana CBS 173.52, 3312 nucleotides long. RefSeq lists its product as uncharacterized. The record is from RefSeq and is a predicted model, not a curated record. The transcript has a single exon. Lineage: Eukaryota; Fungi; Ascomycota; Eurotiomycetes; Chaetothyriales; Herpotrichiellaceae. The coding region runs from base 1 to 3312 and encodes 1103 amino acids. Gene Ontology annotation, molecular function: phosphatidylinositol-4,5-bisphosphate 5-phosphatase activity. Gene Ontology annotation, biological process: phosphatidylinositol dephosphorylation.
AUGUCGUCCAGGGCAAAUGAAGAGAGCUAUCUCUCACCAAAGCCAUGGAAAGCUGGAGAUCCCUGGGGAUCGGGCACGAAGCUACAAGGCGUUUAUCCGCCGUCCCCCGAAGUACAAGGACGCGAGGCCGAUCGCUCUGAGCCUCAAUCCCUCUCGGCUGCUGUCAAGGCUCGAAAGGAUGAAUACAUCCGGAAGAAGUCGAUGAAAAUCAAAGUCGGCACUUGGAAUGUUGCUGCAAUCAGUGGCACCGAGAAGGAUUUAGGUGCCUGGUUUGUUGGUGGCUACGGUGCCAAGGGCCUGUCACAGAACUUAUCCGGCCUUUCAGUCGAGGACAGUGAUGACGAUUCUGACAGCGAUAAAAACAUCGAAUCCGUCGAGUCUCAAGAAGCGCAUGUAGCAACGACAAGGAAGAGCGUUACCACACCACUGGAUGAUGCUCCGGCCGAGGCACAUCGUGAACAAAUCGACCUGUACGUUCUAGGACUACAGGAAGUCAUUGACGUGACUUCGAUGACGGAGGCCAUCAAGCCUUAUACAGAUCCAAACCCUGCCAAAAAGUGGAAGAAGUCUUUGAGGCGAGCUCUGCCCAAGGGCUACAAGAAGGUGGCCGAAGAACAGCUGCUUGGCUUACUCCUCCUCAUCUUUGCCUCUCCCGAAUUGGCGCCGAGCAUUAGUUCGGUGAGUACGACGUCUGUGGGCACUGGUCUGAUGGGAUAUUUCGGCAAUAAAGGUGCCGUUGCCGCGAGACUCGUAGUGGCAGAGGCGACCAAGCUCUGCUUCAUCAAUUGUCAUCUUGCCGCUGGCGCGGACCAAGCAACCUUAGCUCGCCGAAUCUGGGAUACCAAUCAAAUUUUAAGCAGAGCUCGGUUCUCUCCCGUUACAGACAGCGACGUUGUUGAGACUGGAGAGGAAAAGAUUGGGGACGAGGACUUUGCUUUCUGGUUUGGCGACCUCAACUACCGUCUGGACGAUGUCCCUGGCCAGGACGUCAGGAGACUGCUAUUGCUUCAUACACAGAACGAGUACGAUAUCCAAAACAAGUCAAAACGCAAAAUUGACAGUGAACUGGGUUACGUAUGUGCCUCAUCAAGUGAUCCGCAUCUACCGGCUCCAAAUCCCCACUACGAAUACAAAGAUGCUGAAAGACCAGCCACUGAGAGCACCGCCGAACCGGAAUUAGACCCGAAAUCCGAUCCUGCUUCGCUCCACACUACCCUUCAGUCUCUGCUGGCACACGACCAACUGCGCGCACAACAAAGACUGGGCAAGGCAUUUCACGACGGCUGGCGGGAAGGAGACAUCAAUUUUUUGCCCACCUACAAAUAUGACGUGGGCAGUGUUGGGAUGUUCGACUCGGGAGACAAGAAGAGGAGUCCCAGCUGGUGCGACAGAAUCCUGUACAGAACUCGCCGCGACAAGGACAUAUAUGAGGAGAGGGCCAGGCAACGGGAAGAGGCACGCAAAAAGGACGAAUCGAUGAAAGCCCGCGGGAUCGACGAGGCCAGCGCAGAGCACGACGUGCUAUUCGAUUAUGAUCCCGAUACAGAUGGACUUGCAUAUGGCGAUGACUACGACGAAUAUGAGGAAACUCAGGAUGUACUUCAUGAUGCAGAACUCGUACAGUCACACGAGGACUAUGGAGACAUGAUUGAAUUAAACAGCUACAUCUCGCACCAACGGGUACUCUCAUCCGACCACAAGCCACUGAAUGCUGUUUUUACCAUCCUAUACGACGCCGUCAUACCGGAUCUGAAGGCGAAGGUGCAUCAGGAUGUUGCUAAACAGCUGGACAAGGCCGAGAACGAAGGCCGUCCAUCGGUAACAGUGGUAGUGGACAACCAUUCUGAAGAGCCGAUACCGAACGCUGACGGUGCGGCAGACAUGAACGUUGUACAUUUUGGCGAAGUUCGGUACGGCGUGCAGAAGACGAGAAUGGUCACCAUAGCAAACACAGGACAAAUAACUGCCACAUUUUCUUUCGUGGAGCGUCCUUCGGAGUCCGACAAAGAUGCACGUGUUGUACCAAAAUGGCUCGAACUUAGCGUUGAACCUGGCUCUAUCCAUCCAUCAGAGCAGGGUGAGCACAAAGGGACGUACGAAAUUGUCCUGUCUCCCGGCGAAACCACUGUUGUCGACCUGACGAUUGACAUUUCUCAUGGCGAGUUGGUACACGACUUGAAUGAUGGAAACGCGGAACUCGAAGAUGUGCUAGUACUUAGGGUCGAGAACGGUCGAGAUCAUUUCAUACCUGUCAAAGGGACAUGGCUUCAGUCAUCGUUCUAUCGUACGCUUGACGAAUUGGUAUUGGCACCUGAAGGUGGUGUGCGACAGUUCUCCCAGCACUCGAAAACCAAGGGAUUGACAAAAAUCAUGGAGACCACGAACUCGGCUGCCCAUCACUCGGCGCCCAAAGAACUAUAUACACUCAGUGAAAUCCUUCCUAUUUAUAUCGAACGGUCGAUAGCAGAAUGGGGAAUGUUGCACGAAGGGGAGAAACCGCCAUGGCAGUAUGAGACUGGAGGAACGUCUUGGCCUUUCAGUCAUGACACUUGGACCUUCCACGAAGGUGAAGAAAGGUCUGCCAUGUUGGUUGGCGUGAGGGAGGCAUUGGACACGGCAAAUCGUCUCGACAUAAACUUUGGCCCGGAUGUGCCAAGCAUCGUUCGACUGGAAGUGCUCGCCGAAACCCUCGUGUCCUUCCUUCGGUCUUUAAGAGACGGUGUAGUCCCUGCUGGGCCAUGGGCUGAGGUUGAGAGACGAUUGAGCUCUUUGGAAAAAGGGAAGACGCAGCUGUCACCGCAAGAGAUCCAGGAUGUGGUUAUGGACGCCAUGUCUGCUUCUGCAGUUCACAGCGUGUCACUGACUUUUAUCACAUUCUUGCUCAUACGGAUUGUCAAUGAGAUGAUAAGUAGCGGUGCUCCAGCUCCUGGAUCGGCCACACCGACUACGCCGACCUCGUCAAGUCGGCUGUCCUUCGGGCGGUCGAGAGCGUCAACACUCUCCAGCGACUCGGGACAUCGGCUCUCGACAUCGACACAAGAAGCACCUAGCAAGAGAAGUCUCUUCCCGGCAUUACGUCGACCCCGUACUAACAGCAUCUCGUCCUCUUCGGUCACCUCAGAGACGGGUGCGGAGGCGGAGGCGGUCAUCGCAGAGCGACGAAAGAAACUUGUCGGGGCAUAUGCUGAAACAUUUGCGCCUGUUGUCUUUAGGGCUGAGAAUGAAGCGCGGCUCAAAGGCAGGGACAAGAAGGCACUGGACGCACGCAAGAGACGGAUACUGGAAGCAUUUCUAAGCGAAAGACCAUUCUGA